Molecule: messenger RNA, 525 nt
Organism: Rodentolepis nana
Lineage: Eukaryota; Metazoa; Platyhelminthes; Cestoda; Cyclophyllidea; Hymenolepididae
Source: the annotation of a GenBank genome assembly
AUGGCUGAAUUCCCGCUCAAGGUACCCAUGCUCUCAUUUUCGCAAGCAUCCAGGGAAAGGGAGGAUUCCAAGCGCAGAGAACGCGCCUGGGCUUCCAUAAGCGAAACGGCGAAGCGCAAUCCUCUCUACAGCCUCGUGAUAAACGGUGGCGAUGUCAACUCUUCAUCUUCCCUUUCUGCUACCAUGGACACCACUGCAAGCGGACCCUCGCCAAAUAGCAGCAGGGAAAUUAUGGGAGACGCUCAGAGAAAUGGCCUAGAAGAGGGUAGUUCAGUCACGGAAAAUGAUGAGGAUGUUAGUGCCUCAUUGCGUUCUCUCCAACGUGAGAGCGAAGAAGAGCUUCGCAACCUGGGUGGUGCGGGAAAAAGUACGUCCGCGCUUCCAUUCCUAGUUCGUGAGAAAGAGAAAUCGACGGCAGUUUCCCUCCGUCGAAAAUCCGAUCUCCCUCAAGACCAGGGAACAAUCCGCACAUUGGAACAACACCGACGACCUGAUCAAUUCCUUGCUACACAACCUGAUCAAUAG